Messenger RNA from Ogataea philodendri, 387 nucleotides. RefSeq lists its product as uncharacterized. Bases 1 to 387 code for a protein of 128 amino acids. Gene Ontology annotation, cellular component: half bridge of spindle pole body; mitotic spindle pole body. The transcript has a single exon. The record is from RefSeq and is a predicted model, not a curated record. Gene Ontology annotation, biological process: spindle pole body duplication. NCBI's taxonomy places the organism in Eukaryota, Fungi, Ascomycota, Pichiomycetes, Pichiales, Pichiaceae. Gene Ontology annotation, molecular function: calcium ion binding; microtubule binding.
AUGAAUGGAGACGGAUUUCUCGACUACCACGAAUUGAAGGUGGCAUUAAGAGCGCUGGGUUUCGACCUUUCAAAAAGAGAAGUGUUGAACAUCAUUGACGAAUACGACACGGAUAAUAGAAAAUUGAUCAACUACGAGGACUUCUACCAAUACGUGGGGAAUAAGAUCAUCGAGCGUGAUCCAAUUGACGAGAUCCGCCGCGCGUUCAGACUUUUCGACGACGAUGAGACGGGAAAGAUCAGUCUCCGAAAUCUGAGAAGAGUUGCGAAAGAAUUGGGCGAAAACUUGACCGACGACGAGCUACGUGCGAUGAUUGAUGAGUUCGACCUGGACGAGGAUGGAGAAAUCAACGAAGAAGAAUUCAUCAAUAUAUGUACCGAGAACUAG